Molecule: messenger RNA, 605 nt
Organism: Drosophila miranda
Lineage: Eukaryota; Metazoa; Arthropoda; Insecta; Diptera; Drosophilidae
Product: E3 ubiquitin-protein ligase RNF125-like
Exons: 2
Coding region: 103-465 (120 amino acids)
Biological process (GO): positive regulation of transcription by RNA polymerase II
Molecular function (GO): transcription factor binding
Source: RefSeq, a predicted model, not a curated record
CGAUUGGUAUUCCACUACAAUCCAGUGGUGCCGAAAAACUCUUGACGUUUUCCCAAUUGUAAAACUAAAACGUGUAGAAAAAACUUCUUGGAAAUUUCCGACAUGGGGAACUUUCUAAAUACUGUGAGCGACAAUACUUCCCAAUCUGGCCCGAAUGUUCCCGUUCCAAUCGGGGUAGAUAAUUCCCAGGAGGAAGUUGAAACAUCCACCACCAAUAUUAGUUCUGCUAGCUCUAAUACCCAUAACCCAUCGAGUCCGAUGCGCAGGCGCAACGACGAAAACGAGCCUUCGGAUGGGGACUACAAGUGCCCGGUUUGUCUGGAAAGCGUACGGGAGCCAUUGUUGGCAAAAUAUGGACACAUUUUUUGUCGCCAAUGCAUCGAAACCGCCAUACGCUCCUCUCACAAGUGCCCAAUGUGUAACAUGAAACGGGACAUAAGCGAUGCAAUGCGCAUUUAUUUGUAAUACUGUAAUUCGAUACAGUACCAAUGCUCUGUUAGUCAUCUGGGCCUCUUCCUGAAUUGUAUUUGUUUGGUUUUAACUUCGGAAGGAAGAAUGAGGAAUUACCUCUGUUGGCUGUAAAAAUAAACUUGGUGCUAAAUACU